Molecule: messenger RNA, 12702 nt
Organism: Diabrotica virgifera virgifera (western corn rootworm)
Lineage: Eukaryota; Metazoa; Arthropoda; Insecta; Coleoptera; Chrysomelidae
Product: coiled-coil domain-containing protein AGAP005037-like
Exons: 13
Coding region: 24-2744 (906 amino acids)
Cellular component (GO): cytoplasm
Source: RefSeq, a predicted model, not a curated record
GCGGAGGGAAAGCCCCAUACUAUAUGGGUUCAACUGCCAGUUUACCACGGGGUGCAACUUUUUUAAGAACUUAUUCUCCAGCAGUAUCAAGUUUAUCCGCUGAUCGAAUGAAACCCCUUCCAACCGGUGCGCCUCCCAAGCCACAACGAUCAUACAGAAACGGGGAGGCGCAGGCGCUUCCACAGUCCAACGAUGGCCCACCUAGACCUCCAGAACGAUUUGUUCCAUUUCAAAGGCCUUCCAACCCAAUAUACAGUAUACCAGAUGGCUACAUGUCCUCACCCGAACGAAGUUCAAGGUACGAAGAUCCAUACUACAGCCAAUAUGGAACAAGAUCUGGUUCGAUCACGCCUGUUAUUGAUGAAGAAGUCAGUGACACCGAAUUACUGGAUGAUUCAUAUUCCCUUUAUGGAGUUAAAAUUCCACAAACAGGAUCAAGAAUAUCUACAAGAUCACCAUUUCCAGCACCUUCGUCAGUUCCCCCAUAUGAUGCAACACGAUUACGAGUUGAAAAUAUGGAGCGACAGUUAGCUAAUCUAACCGGUUUGGUACAGAAGGCACUAACACAACCCACUAAUCCAUCUCAUCUUCAAGUUCCUGGAAGGGAAGGAUAUAGAGAUGAGUUCGAUAAGAACUCCAGUUCCAGUUCAACGUCGUUACCAGAUAAAUCAGUGUCGUUUGAGAAAUCUGUUUCGUUCAGUGAUGAGCCCCCAGAUAUGAAUUCUCCGAAACAGCACAGUCCGCAACAUGCAGCGGAUACUAAGCCAGCAAAACCCGCAAUAAAAUCAUCAACUUUACCAAGGACUUCAUCUCAGGAACGGGACAGAUUAAAGCCAGCACCACCGGGAAAAUCUACAUCCUUAUCUCCAAGUUACGACAGCAGAAUAUACAGAGAUCUACAACUUACACCCGAAAUGUACAAUCAACUGAGAGGUCUUCAGAAAAAGGCGAAAGAUUUGAGAGCUGAAGUUAGGAAUUUAAGAAGAAUGUCCCAAGCCCAAGCUCAUUCUGUGAAGGAAACCAUUAGGGAUACUUUUAUUAAAAUUAGAGCUAUGCUCAUGGCUGGUGGGGAACAGGUUUGGCAAGCAGGCAUGGACCAAGAGCGCGUAAGACUUACCAGAGAAGAAGAUUUGUAUAAACAGGAAAUGUUAAGAUUGGAAAAAGACCUUAGUGAUUUAGAAUCGACAGUAGAGGAGCUCCGAGGGAACGUAAUUAAUAGAAAAACGAGAGUCAAUAUGUCAGAUGUGGAAAAUAUGGCCUUAGUAUUAAGUAAAAGUUCAAAAACAGUUGCUGAUCUUAAAUUAAGGUUCCCUGGAUUGCAAGACAGCAUGAAGUCAUUUUUAACGACAGAAAUGGAAAAAGUUAUGAGAGAAGAAACAUUUUUAAAGGAAGAGCCGGAAAGACUAGAAAGCGCACUUAGAAGAUGUAAAAAACUUACGGGUACCCUUGUUACGUUAAAAAGAUUAGCCAGCGUACAAGAACAAAGACUACCGAAUUCAAAUUCCGGCGAUGGUCAUCUUUCUCCGACAACAACUGAAACACCACCUGUAACUCCUUCAUCUACGCACAGCAAGCCCCCUACCGCACCACGUUUGGGGCAGGUCCUCAUCGGGGGAGACAGCAGUGCCUCCGACAGUAGCCAACGUCCGGAGAACGCACUCGACGCUCUGCUAGACGAGCUUCAAACCUUCUCUAAACCCCACCCUAUUGCUCAAAACCAAGAUGCCCAUGCUUCUGAAGCCCCUGCUAUACCUGUGAAAGGCGUCAGACCGCCCCAGAUGUCAGAGAUCGGCCGAAAAGGUAGCAUGGAUUCCGCAUCUUUUCUUCCCACCCAAAAUCUUUCCGUGAGCACUACAACUGGAAGCCUGAGAAGAUUGCAUUCGUAUCCCAGUGGGUCAGAUACCGACAACAGUCCUCCAAUUCAGCCCCUACAAAGAGAAUGUAAAACUGCCGCCAAACCGCCUCUGCCAGAAAGAAAUCAAGAAUUAUUACAACAAGUAGCUGGAAAGAGAGUACCUCCUCCUCCACCACCAAGAACCAGUUCCAAAUCACCAUUAGCUUCACCAACCUCACCCAAUUUACCUCCAAAGUCACCUGCUCUGGGACUUCAACAUAUCCAGAAUGUACAAAAUAUGGUAGAGAAGCCUUUGUCGCAAUUUGAACAAGCCACUCAAAACUUGGGACUGCAAACUUUGCGUAGAAAUAUUCCAAGCAGAUCAAGUAUUAAAGAUCCUACAAAGUCACAGACACUACCUAGAAACAUCGGAUCGAACCUUCAGAACCUUCAGAUCCCUUCCGAUAGUGAUGCUAUUUCGGCCAGUAACAGUAGCAGUUGUGAAAGCGUAAAUUCUCAAGAUGGAUCAAAAAAAACUAGAAAAGAAGAACUAGAACAGCGGCAUCAAGAAUUGCUUAAAAAGCAGAAAGCUUUACAGGAACAAUACGCCAGAUUACAACAACUACAACGAGGAAAUAAUACAUUAGCUGUUGUACCACCAGCGCCAGAUCAAUUGCUUAAAAAGACAGGAAGUGAAUCAAAUCUAUUGCAGAAAAUGGGAUUACAGCUCACUACCUCACAAAUUACUGGCUCACUCACUAACCUACCAAAUACGACUAAAACAUUAUUGACAAAUACAAAUUCCAACCCCAUUAACUCAUCUAGUGUACCAAAUAACGUAGAAGACGAAAACAAUAAAAACAAUACCAACACGCAUAUGAAUAAAGUCUAUGAAACCGACAUACUGUGACCUACUGAGAUUAAAUUGCUUUUUGCAUGUUAAGAAUGUCAUAUUUAACCUUCUCCCAUAUCAUGGAUUCACGGAUUGUUAUCUUUUUUAUUGUUGAAUGUUAGGUGUUAACUAAUUUAUUUAUUUUUGAAAUUAAUCAGUGUUGUUUCAGGAUCCUGCUAAUGUUGUCUAUGCCAAUUCGUACCUACUCUGCGCAGUAAUACUCAAAAUAACUUUAAAGAAACUGUCUCGAAAAUCAAAUGUUUAAUGAACUAUCGGAAAUACCUUCACUUCCAUUUUUUUGUGAAUUGUUAUGGUAAUCUCACUCAGGCAAAAAAUUUUGGAUAUCCGAUUUGUCUGAAAAUUGGUAUAUAGCUUCUGCGGGACGUAAAAAUAAGAUAUUUAAGGUCAAAAAACCUACUUUUAUGCGAUUUUACAGUGAUUUGGUGUUUAUUAAACAAAGUUGCAUUUUCUCUCGCAAAGUAUUAAUGAAAAACAUAAUAUUUUAAUAGAAGGGACUCAACAAGUUGAUAAAAUCGUUUACUCACAAUCGGUUAGUAAUUUAUGGAUUUCUAUCCUUUGAAGUAAUCAGGAAGCGACUUAUUACUUACUUUACUUUCCCAGCUAGCCGGGAAAGUACUUUCCCGGCUAGGAUCUGUCAAAGUACAUUCAAAUUUACUAUCAGACAUUUUUGUAAAAUAAACACAAUUUGAUUAUAUGUACAAUUAAUGGCGUAGUGUAUCGCCUAAAUGUCAGAUUCAACAAACUUGUUUUGUUAGCUAGCAACGAUCUCACAGGUUACUUAAAAUAAUUCAUCUUAUCACAUAAUGAAAAUGGAUACAGAUAUUUGAAACGAAAUAAUUAUUGGUAGAUUGUGAGUAUUAGAAAUCCAUAAACUACUAACCGAUUGUGAGUAAAAUAGUAUACAAACCUCGCGGGAACUCAUUUUAGCCUCGCGUCUGUAGUUUACCUCGGUGCUUCGCACCUAGGUAAACUACCUUGCCGCUCGGCUGAAAUAGAGUACUUUCCCACUAGGUAUGUAAUAUACUUACCUUGGAGAGCAAUUAAAUUGUAAUGCAGAAAGUCACGGCGAAAUUAGAUCUAGGAUAGAGCAGGCUAGAGCGGCUUUUAGAAGGAUGUCCAAGGUGUUAUGUAACAGAGACCUAAAAUUGGCAUUGAGGAUCCGCCUACUUCGUUGCUACGUGUUCUCUGUCUUACUUUAUGGUGUCGGGUCCUGGACUGUGAAUAAAAUCGAUCUAAAUCGCCUUGAAGCUUUCGAAAUGUGGUGCUAUAGAAGGAUUUUAAAAUUUUCCUGGGUGGAGAAGAUUCGAAACUCCACAAUACUAGAACGUCUCAGCAAGACUACUGAGAUCAUAAAAAGCAUCAAGCAGAGAAAGCUGGAGUAUUUCGGACAUGUAAUGAGAGGUCCCAAAUAUAUGUUCCUACAAGAUAUCAUGCAAGGAAAAAUAGCAGGCAAACGCAGUCCAGGACGAAGAAGAACCUCAUGGUUGAAGAACUUGCGAUAUUGGUAUGGUGUUGAUACAAGCAUGCUAUUUAGGGUGGCAGUGAAUAAAAUUAAGAUAGCUAUGAUGGUAACCGGCUGGCAACGUGGCAUUGAAAUUGUUAAAGUGUUUGAUUUUUUGCCAACGAUAAACCCGAAAAUUUCGAGAAUUGUUGCGAAAAUUAAAUGUUAACUGACAGUACCAGGUGAUUAUAAAGUGAUGAACAGAAAAGGCAGAAGUACUGUGGAUCAGGUUUUCACACUACGAGAAAUACAGCCUGAAAGUUACGAAUAUAAUAAAGACACCAUGGUUCUUUUCAUUUACUUUAAACAGGCUUUCGAUCGAGUGAAAAGAAGCGAGUUAUUCACAGCAUUGCAAGACAUGGACGUUUCUCCAAAGCUUAUUAGAAUUAUAAAACUAACUCUCCAAAGAACAAUGAAUAAAGUCAAGAUAAACAGUACUAUAACAGAAAGCUUUGAGGUCAAACAAGGAGUGCGGCAGGGUGAUCCAUUAUCGUCUAUAAUGUUUAGCAUAUUACUAGAAAAGGUUAUACAGGAAGCAAACAUUAAUAGAACAGGUCUGAUCUACCACAACAAACAUCAGUGCUUGGCAUUCGCAGACGAUUUGAUAAUCUUGGUUAGGAGCAAAAUAUAACUUAUAGAAACAGUCAUGAAACUCGAGGAGAGGGCAGCAACCAAAGGAUUGUAUAUAAAUGAAGCAAAAACAAAGUAUAUGGAAUGGACAAAUAAGCAAUUCGUUCGGGGGCAAUACAUAACAAUGACAACAGUGAAGGGAACACAGUAUAAAUUCGAAGAAGUUGAGAGAUUUGAGUACUUAGGAACUGUCUUCACAAGAGAUCCUAACUGUGAAGAAGAAAUACAAAAGAGAAUUAUGUCGGGCAACCGCGUUAUAUUUGCUCUUAAUGGGUUGUUAAGAAGUAAAAAUAUAUCACGAAGAGCAAAACUAAGAACUUACAAGACCGUAAUAAGGCCGAUAGAAACGUAUGCUUCUGAAACAUGGGUCACAACAAAAAAACAUUAAGAGUUGUUAUUAGUUUGGGAGAGGAAAAUACUGCGCAAAAUCUUCGGUGGGAAAAACUUAAAUGGACAAUGGAUAAGAAGAACAAAUAAGGAACUAACUGAGCUCUAUCAAGAUCCUAACAUACUAGCAGUAAUUAAGGCGCAAAGACUUAGAUGGUUGGGCCAUGUGCAGAGGAUGAUUCCAUCUAGAAUUCCCAGAAUGGUACUAUCUAGUGCAUUGACAGGGAAAAGACGAAGAGGAAGACCGAUGUCACGAUGGAGUAAUGGGGUUAGAGAAGAUAUGUGAAGAAUUAACGUAAGGAACUGGGAAAGAAAAGCGACCGACAAAAGGGAAUGGAAAAGAAUAGUACAUCAAGCCAUGGGCCUACUAGGCUCGUAGUGCUUACAUAUUAUUAUUAUGAUGGUAACCAACGUUCUAAAAGGAUAUGGUACAUGAAGAAGAAGAAGACUCAAUAAUGUCAUUAUAUGGCAUUAUAACAAGUUAUUUUGAUUCAAAACAUGGUUUUGAUCAAAUUUUAUAGUGUAGGUUAAAAUACCGUUUUUUACAUUUUUCUCUAUUCUUAAAAUACAUCAUCAUCGAUUUGGCUGAAAAUUUGCCCACAGAUAGCCAAGACAUCGGACUUUAAGUGGUUAGAAGGAUUUGAAUUAUAUUACCAUACCAAAAAAGUUACAUGCAGUAAUAUCAGACUAAAAAGUAUAUUAGUCCAGUCGGAAUAGCAUUUGACCUUGCAUGCCGAGCUGCCCAAAAUUUUAUUUUUCUAAUCUUUAGGGGAGUCAAUAGUAGCCUAAAUUUAAAAUCAUUAAUGAAUUCCUCCGUUACGUUAGCCGCCAUCUUGAUUUUAAAGGAGAACCUGUUUUGCUCAAUAUCUCCGCCAUUUUUAACUUUUCGACAAAAAUGAUAGAAACUGAAAUUGUUCAAAAUAAAUCGUAUUUACAAUUAUUACAAUUUCUUUUUAACAAUUUUUGUCGUGAGGUCCAUAUUUUCGUGUUAAUUUUACUUACAGUAGACGCCUAUAUUUUUGACUAUGAUAUUGUAUGUAACUUUUUUGGUAUUAUAAUAUAAUUCAAAUCCUUCUCACCACUUAAAGUCCUAUGUUUUGGCUAUAUGUGGGCAAAUUCUUAGCCAAAUCGAUUAUGGUGUAUUUUGGGAAUGGAAAAAAAUGUAAAAAGCGACGGUAUUUUAACGUUUUCUAUACUAUAAAAUUUGGUCAAAAACUUGUUUUGAAUCAAAGUAACUUGUUAUAAUGCCAUAUAAUGAAAUUUUUGAGUCCCUUCUAUUAAAAUAUUAUGUUUUCCAUUGAUACUUUACGAUAGAAAAUGCAAAUUUGUUUAAAUAAACACCAAAUCACUGUAAAAACGCAUAAAAUAACAUUUUGAGAAAAAAAGAAGAUUUUUUUACCUUAAAUAUCUUAUUUUUACGUCCCGCAGAAGCUAUAUACCAAUUUUCAGACAAAUCGGAGAUCCAAAAUGUUUUUUGCUCCAAAAUUGAGUGAUUUGAAAUGGAAUCACCCUUAUUAUAUAUUAAGUAGGUAUAAAUAAUUUCAACUCAUGCAAUUAACAUAUUUUUUAAGUGCUAGUUGAUAACCACUAUUUUCCUCUAUCUGUUAUAAUUAACAUAUUGUGUAUAAAUUCAAAUAUAAUAAAUUGGCUUCAUAAUAAACGACGUAUAGUACCUUUCAAAAUAUUUUAUAAAACCUUAAUCUGAAGCUUAUUUUACAAAGUCACUUGCAUUUGAAUGGUGUUAACUUUUCGGUCCAGGUAGAAAUUAAUAGAUUUUAAUCUAUUGUACUUUUAAUCAUUUCUAUUUAGGAUGUUGAGUUCUCAAAAUUAAUUGAUACUACUCAAAUACAAAUGACUUGGUAAUAGGAUUAAGAUACGGAUUUAAUUGAGGUAAACGUAGCGUAAAAAUUCUGUUGGACUACGAACUUACAAGAGUGCAACCCCUUAUUCAUAAGGUCACAAAUAAACUACAAUCCAUCAAAAAUCUUAUUUUUUUUAUAUCGUAACAAAUUCCUUUUGUACAUAGAUGCUUACACAAAUAUAAUUCGAACUAGAAAGUCAUUGCAACAAAAUUUAGCAAUUUAUUUAAUUCCAUAGGAAGAUGAAUGAACUCGUAUUAUAGUUAUUAAAGUACCAAGGGUAUUAUCCGUAAUACCCGUGGUGUCUUCAACGUAUAAUAUCCAACUAAAUAAAAAAUUUGAUUUGUUCAAAAAUUGUGAAGACAGUAAAACACAAGAACUACUACUACUAUCGGUUUACAGCGUUCUCCGACACCUUCCGACUCAUAACAGCCAUUCUUCUCUAUUUAUUCAUAGACCUGGAGGGAUUUCUCUUUCCUCUAGUUCUUUUUCAAUUCCCUCCCUCCAGCUUCUUUUCGGAAUUCCUCUUUUCCUUCUCCCUCGUGGUGUCCACGUCAAAAUCUAUUUAGGGAUCCUGUUAUCUAUCAUUCUCUUUACAUGGUCGUACCAUAUUCGUUGUUUUGUAUUUAUGUCAUAAUUAUUGUAUGCGUGACUGCCAUCAUUUAUCGUAUUCUCUCAUUUGGUAUCCGAUCUCUUCCUGAUUUGCCUGCUGCUCUUCUCCAGAAUUCCAUUUCUGUUCCUAGUAACAUUUUCUCUGUUCUUUGUUUCAUUGGCCAAACUUCACUGCUAUACGUGAUUACACUUUCAAGUAUGGUAUUGUAUGUGAGCUGUUUGUUCGCUUUAGAUAUUGUUUGGUCCUACAGAAUGCCGUUCAUCAUGGAUAUGGCUUUCCUACCCUGUAUAUCGCUGUCUUUUAUAGCAGCAUCGAGUGUUUCAUCUUGAGUUUUCUUCAUGUCCAGGUACUUAUAUUCAUCAGAGUGUUUAAUUUGCUUCACCAUUGUUUAAUGUAAUGGACUGUUUCGUCCCUCCAACACACAUGGCUUCAGUUUUCUUCAUGUUGACUUCGAGACCUCAUUUGUUAUAUUCUUGUAUUAGCUUCCGCAUCAUGUAACUCAAGUCGUUAUGAUCCGGAGCAAUCAGAAUUUGAUCAUCAGCGAAACAUAAACUGUAUAGUAUUGUCUCGUCAUUGAAAGAUGCCCAUGCCAUUACAUUUUCUUUUCCACAGCUCGAGUGCUUAUUGCAGAUAAAUUUUGAAAAAGGUAGGCGAAAUACAGCAACCCUGCUUCAGUGCUUUCGUGACCUUAAAUUCCCCAGACAUCCUUGAUCCAGUUUUAAUUUUUGCAGUCGUUGCUGUAGAGUUGACCAUAGCUUGCUGAGGAGCACACUGUCAUCUGCUUUUUGUAAGUCUUCGUACACCAAAAUGCAAGAAUAUAGAAGUUAUUCCAUUAAAUGAAUUUUCUAUUAUUUAAAAUCCGAUUAUUGUUGUGAGAUAAUUUUAAUGUGUUAAAUACGAAAAACACAGUGCAGACUUCUCUUUUCUAACUUUUUUAAUAAUAAUAUGUAUUUUAGUACUAUUAAUCGUACAUCAUAGCAUUUAUUACAUAAUAUGUUUAUUUGUUUAUCGAUAAAAUAAAACAAGAUUUUGUGCUCUUAUAUGAUUUGUUCAAGAAAAUUUUAUACAAAUUGUUAACAAGUAGAAUAAAUUAUUAAUGUACCUACUGUAUUUUGAGAACGAUUUCCGAAGUGGAAAUCGAAACGUCAAAUACCUAAACUUAUUUUAAAGUAAAAUUGUGGCUUAUUCCCAAUAAAGAAAAUAGCCACAAAAAAUACGAAAUACAAAAAAGUUCAAAACAAAAUUAUUUAAAUUUUUAAAUAGAAAGAUUUUCGAAACAGUUUAUAAAAAGUUUUAAAUUCAUAAUUGUUGAUUCGUUUAAUUAAUGAAGGUCGAUAAUCAUUUUGCUUAAACAAUUUUCUUUAGCUUAAUUAUUAUAAUGUAAUUGUCUAUUAUCUAAUGAAUAUAUAAUUUGUAUGUAGCGCUUCUGGUCUUAUUUGUAUUUAUUUUUAUGAAAAAUAUAGGUAAAACAAGAAAAUCAAAAAUAUAGACAACGUUAGAUGCAUUUUCAGAAAAUAUCUGAAUGUGAAAUAUUGAACAAAUAACAAAUAAUAAUUACAACCUAAUAAUUGUUACCAAAAUUAGAAAAUGUACGCACUUUUGCUACCAUCACAUUAUUAAGAUGAAGAACGCAUCCUAAGACAGAUAGAAAAGAGAGAAUGUUAAUAAAAAUAGUAAAUAAUGAUUUAUAAAGAGAUUUGAUAUUUCUAUUUUUUACAUUUACGUAAUACUCUCAAGUAAUUUUACAUAUUUAAUUUUUUUUAUUAUCGGUAACUUGUAAUUAUGCUAGAUAAAGUAAUCUAACAAAAUUAAUGCGCACACUGCUUAUUAAUUUAUUUUUUUAAUGUACCUAAGUUGUUUUAUCUCCCAGUCUAUUUAGCGUUUUUCAUUAGAUUAAUAGAAAAUUCUCGGUUUCCUUAAAAAUCAAUAGUUAUGAAGGUGUCAAGGGUAUUAUAAGGAUAAUAAUAGCGCUUGAGGUCAAAGGUGUAUAUUGACGUUGACUGAAAGCGUUAUUACCCGUAAUACCCGUGGUGCCUUCAAUGUUUAAUGACCGACUAAAUAUUCUUUAUAUUAGCAAAACUCGAAUGAAUUUUAAAUAAAUUAGUUUUUAAAUAAGUGCCAGCGUUUACCUGAAUAGUCGUAACGUAAUUAUGGUAACCAUAGCUUUACUUAAAUUUAGAUUGUUUUUUGUCAACUUGACAGUACAAAAUAGUAUAUUAUGCAACAAGCAUUUAAUGAUGGUCAUUAUGAAGUGAGUAUGAGGGAUACGAAACGAGCCGCCCAGCGCCGAGUUUCGUAUAGAGUACGAGCUUCAUAAUGAUAAUUAAAUGCAAGUUGUAUACACGAUUUUUUCUAUGAUCAUUCACAACAAAAAAUAGAUUCAAAUUUAUUAAUUUUGUAACGCAAACAAAUUAAGUAGUUUGUCAAUUUGUUCACAUAUUGAGAACUGUCAAAGCGUAUGUAUUUGACUCGCCAUUGGUCACUGCGCGUGUGCCACCUUCAUCGCGAAUGCCAUAUCGCGAUUCUAUGGUUAAAAAUCUGUAUCGUAAUGAAAAUCUGUAUCAUAAUGAAGUUCAUUAGGAUACCGGUAGUGAAAUCAUAAUUGAUUUAUUAUAGUAUGAGAAUAGAAAAAAAAAUUGCGACUGAGGCAUAAAAUGUUCGAUAUGUCUGAAAUCACGGAACUAAAAUAUCUUCCCAAGAUAUUUUAGUGAAAGCUGCUAAAGCUGUGGAUGCGCUUCAGUCUGGAGCCUCUUCAAUCUUUCAAAAAGUAAUUUUUCACCGCUAUCUGGGUCUUCCUAUACUUAGCCAACCAUUUGGUAUAUGUUUUUGGUGUUCAUUUGAGACAUUAUUUUGAAAUAUUUUUUAUUAUUGUCCUAUGUAUAUUUUUGCAUACUACCGAUAGCCAGUUAAUUUUUAUAUUUCCAUUGCAUAGGCUGUCGUAUUCUGGUAACCUUUAACUUUUCUAGCAUAUUUCAAUUUUACUGUUUGUCAAAUUUUUAUUUGCUAUCCUUUUUUCACUUUUGCUAUCCUUUUGUCACCUCAAGUUUCUUUAGAUUUGGGAGCUUAGAGGAGCCUUUAAUAGAAGUGAGCCCAACAUUGAUGAGAGACAGGUUUCUCAGGUUUGUGAAUUCGUCUGUUAAUUCAACUAUACUGGUAGUUUUUGAGUUAUAUAAGAUUAAGUCUUUCAUUUACUCAGGAUCUCUGCCCGGUUUUUCCAAUUCUAUGCGUUUCUCCAUUCCAAAAUAAUUUCGUUUUUAACACAAACGACACAAAAUACACAAAAAAGGAGCCAAAAACGUUAAAACGUAACUUCGAUGACAAAACUGAGCUUUUACAAAACUCGAUCAAGAACAGCGAAGAGAGCGAAGACAGAAAGUCAAUAUUGAUCUGACUAGUGUUUUAUAUAACUUAAUCUCUUUUUGGUCAUGACUUUAUCGUCGAUACACUAUGAAAGCCAUUACUUUAAUUUUGUUUGUUGAGAUUUUUUCUGGUGAUCUUGAAUCACCAGAAUCAUUUCAUUUUUAUAGAAUAUCUUAUGGGGUUCCAAUUAGCUGGAACCAAAAUGAGCAAUCCAGGGUGAGCUGGAACCUUAUGAUUAACAAAUUAAAUUUAACUAAACUGAGAAUUUAUUAUUAUCAACAAGUAGGACAAUAUAGUAAGAAAACAAAUGUGAUUUUAUAGGGAUAUAUUUAACUACAAUAGAUACUAAAUGCCUGUGCUAUUUUAUUUCUUGUAAAUUAAGUUAAUUUUUCGUGACCAAAAAAAUAGUCUCUAUCAUUUUAGCAUACUUGACGAAUACGAAAGGUUUUUAUGAGAGAUGUCUUAGGAUGCAAAAUAGGUUGCAACAAUUUGCACUGUUUUGAAAAUAUUUGAAAAUAAUUAUGAAUGUACAGAUAAUAAAAUAUACAUAACAUACUAAUUGGUUUAUAUAUUAUAGGCAAGUGAUAAAUAAAUCAACUUGAGUUUUAUUUGGGGAUUGUUAUAAACAAAAACCUAUUUAUCUUAAUGUAAGGAUACACAUAAUUCAACGACUAGACUAAAUAUGUAUUUCGAAAAGAUUUAUCUUUUGCCCAAUUUAUUUGGUAAGAAUAGUUAUGUUCGAUAAAUGUAUGUGUCACAAUUCACAAAAUACUUAAAAUAAGAUUUGCUCAAUAUUUGUAUAUACAAUUUAGAAGAAGAAAAUCGCACUUUAGGCAAAUAUGUGACUACUCAUUCAAAUAUAUUGGUGCAAACAUGAAGCCUAGUCCAUUUCAGUGCAAAUCUACAUAAGUACAACCGUAGAAAUAAAUAGGCGAUUCUUAUAGUUCAUUUGUAAAAUAUCAACUAAAAACUGCUUUCUGGAUAACAUGAAAUGAUGUAGUUUAUAACCGGGUAAUUUACUUCUAAUCCGCAGUACAUCGACCUUUUUGAAAGAUGAUUACAAAAGUCUUAAAGAUGGUUUUAACUGCUUCGUUUGAGCGAGUCUACCACUUUCUGAAAAAUUUCAGAGUACAGGUUGGACGCGUUUCCUCGUCCCGCGUCAUUAACAUAUUUACAUUAUCGAACUAACGAAACGUGGCUGUAAAUUUGUCGGAUAAGAGUUAAGAACAAAACUACCUUGCUAGAGUUACAUCUUACGGGUGCCGGACUCUACGAUUUUGUUAUUACAAAACCCUUAAUUUCCAAUUUAAAGUACUUAUAUUUAAUUAAUAAAGAUUGUCGACUCUUGUCCGACAAAUUUACAGUCACGUUUCGUUAGUCCGACAAUGUAAAUAUGUUAAUAACGCGGGACUAAAAUUUUUGAGAAGGUGGGAGUCGCUCAAACGAAGCAGUUAAGACCAUUUUUAAGACUUUUGUCAUCAUCUUCCAAAAAGGACGAUGUACUGUGGACUAUUCUUACAACUAUUCUGAUUUUUCUAAACAUUUGACAGUUUUUAUGUAAUAUAUUGUAUUAUUAAGUAUUAAAUAGUGCGUAUCCCAAAUAAA